UCUGAUUUUCCAUCUCCCACUUGCAGGAGGGCACUGCAGCACAUGCCUCCGCUUUCCCUCUCACCAGGAUCUACGGAUUUCUCGACUUUCCUGUCUCCCAACGUUCUAGAAGAAGUGGACAGCUUCCUCAUAAGGAUAACUAGCUGCUGUUCGACUCCAGAGGUGGAGCUGACUCUUCUGGCCUUUGCACUGGCAAGAGGAAGUGUUGCCAAAGUGCUGAGCUCUCUGUGUACCAUCACUGACCACCUGGACACACAGUAUGACGCCUCGUCCCUCAUCUCCUCCAUGGCAUCCGUCAGGCAAACCCUGCUCCUUAAAUACGGUAAACCUCUUCAGUUGACCCUUCAGGCCUGUGAUGUCAAAGGGAAAGAGGAGAAGUCAGGGCCUGAAAACCUCCUUGUGGAGCCGUGGACGAGAGACGGGUUUCUUACAGAGACUGGAAAGACCAGAGCAAGUACCAUUUUUUCUACAGGAACUGAAUCUGCAUUCCAAGUUACACAGAUCAGAAUUAUGGUUCGACGUGGUGGCAUCGGUGCCCAGUGUGGGUUGGUGUUUGCCUAUAACUCACCUUCGGAUAAAUUCCAUGCAGAAGAACACUUCAAAAGGUUUGAAAAAUAUGACCAAUGGAAGCUUCAGGAAUUCAGGCAAUUUGUAAAAAGCAGGGUUGGUUGCUCCUCUGAUGACCUUGGAGAGGAUGACCCCGUUGGCUGGUUUGAGCUGGAAGAAGAGUGGGAUGAAGCAGACGUGAAGUUGCAGCACUGCAGGGUUGCCCAAUACUUGAUGGUGAAGUUCCUCUGCACCCGUCAGGAGUCGGCGGAGCGCUUGGGCGUGCAAGGCCUCAGCAUCAGCGGGUACCUCCGGCCUGUGCGAGCCGAAGCGGAACAGCACGUCGUCUGUGCCCACUGCAGGAAGGACGGGGAGGAGAGCGUCUGUGGGGCCACCCUGCUCCUCAGGACACUUCAGUUCAUUCAGCAGCUCGCCCAUGACCUGGUGCAGCAGAAGGAAAGUGGCUUAAGAUAUAAAUCCUUUCUGGACUUCGCCGGUCUUGAUUUGCAGAUCUUCUGGAAUUUUUACAGUAAAUUAAAGCAAAACCCGAGGGAAGAGUGCCUCUGCGCCCAAACCCUGCUUCUGCGGCUCCUGCAGAGCUGCUUCUCAGUGCUGCAGAGAGACGGGCCGGCCGCUUCAGGGGGGGCAAAGGCACCCCGGCAGAGCCCGGGAGGGGCAGGGGCCGCCAAGGAGCUCCACACACACUUAUGCGACGUGGUGGACAGGGUGGAUGGAGACUCUGCGCCCAUGGAAACAUUAAAACAAGAAGUCAGGAAUACCCUUCUCAAUGGGGCUGCUGUCUUCUUUCCUGACCGACAGACCCGGCGGAGCCAUCUCUUCGCCAUGAUGAACGUCACCGAGCAGGAGCACAAGCAGUCCCUGCAGCUCACUUUCCGUUCACUGUGCACGUAUUUUAGUGAUAAGGAUCCGGGUGGCCUUCUGCUCUUGCCUGAGAAAGGUGACCUGGCCGACAUGAACAGCAGCGAAGUGCUGGCGGUCAUGAGCACCCUCCUGUCCGUCGCUGCUCGAGAGUGUGGACUGCUGGUGCUCACGGGGGCCCACGGGGAGACUGGCUCUGUGCUGUUCUCCCUGUUCUGGGCCGUCCAGGGCAGCCUGCUCUCCUGGUGCUACCUGCAGCUGAAGAGCACGGACUCCGCAGUCAGAGGUGGUGCUGCCGACCUGAUUGACCAGUAUGUGGGACAGUUUCUGGCAAGCAUGAGAACGAUUUUGGAAUCCCUCUUGUCACAGUAUAGUGGAAAAACCAUUGUAGAAAAAUUAUGUGAUUCAGUGUUUUCGAUGGCAGCUCGUCAACUGGUCAUCUUUCUGCUGGACUUCUGCACUUUAGACAUUUCUCACUGCACGCUCCUGAGAGAGUUCAGUACGCUAACAGAACUGUUGAGGCAGCUCUGUGCUGACGCGGAAGGAGCGCCGAGUAAGCUCGAUGCAGAGACUUGGCAGCAGGAAUGUCCCGUGGUCUUACAUACCUGGACAAAAGAGUCUGCCCACAACUAUGAAAACAAUUGCCACGAGGUGUCUGUCUUCGUGAGCCCGGGGGCAACCUACUUUGAGGUGGAAUUUGACGAGCGGUGUGAGACUGAGAAAAGGUAUGAUUAUCUGGAAUUUACCGACGCUAGAGGUGGAAAAACACGCUAUGACACCAAAGUUGGCACCGAGAAGUGGCCCAAGAAAGUGACCUUUAAGGCCGGCCCUCGGCUGCAGUUCCUCUUUCACUCUGACAGCAGUAACAACGAGUGGGGCUACAGGUUCACCGUCACCGCCUAUGGCCUGCCCGACGUGGCCGUGUCCUGGGCGCUGGACUUACAACUUCUCGUUUCCCGGCUGAUGGGACGCCUCGCUGCCCAGUGCAUGGCGCUCAAGUCUGCGCACCAGUUUGGAAGUGACAUGGCAGUGCCUCCCGCAAAAAUGGCGUCGGUCCUGAACUCCCCGCUGUGGAAACCUGUCUUUAGGCAUCAGCUGAGUCCAGAGUUGGGAUUAGCAGCGAGCUGGCCCACUCCCCCACACCAGGAUAGUAAGGAGGUCAAGAACAUCCCCGACGACCCCUGCCACCACUUUCUUCUUGAGUUUGCACAGUCAGACCCUGCCCAGAACUUCUGUGGGCCAUUUUCAGAACUUUUCAAAGGAUUCAUACAGGCAUGUAGAAAACAGGCCCCAAAGACAGAUAUAGUUGCUGGUUCUGCUAUUGAUCAAGCUGUGAACGCCACCUUUGCCGCUCUGGUGUGUCGCACUCCAGGCUUGUAUGAGAAGCUGCAGAAAUAUGUAAAAAGUGGGGGCAACACAGCCCUGAGCGAGGAGUUUGCACAGGUGUAUUGCUUGGCAGAUGGGAUUCGCAUAUGGAUGUUGGAGAUGAAGCAGAAGUCCCUGAUAAACCUGGGGAACGAGGCAGAAGAAAAGCAUGGGUCGGAAGCGGCUGAGGUGAACCCCGAGAGCCUGGCAAAAGAGUGUAUUCAGAAGAGCCUCCUGUUACUGAGAUUUUUGCCCGUGGGAGUGAGUUCAAAAGGAAGCUGUGACAGGUUGGUGGCUGCAGAUGAAACGGAUCACCUCCAGCCACGGGACAAGCGCCCGAGGACGAGCUCUGUGGUGGAGGAGCAUUUCCAGGCCCCCGUGUCUCCCGUGGAAGCGGGCGCCCUUGCUGCGGGCGUUGGGGGUCUUGGCUCGGACGUGCAGCCGAAGCUGCCACCCAGCAGCGGGCCCCCUGCCGCCGAGGUGUCCUCUGCCGCCGCCGAAGAGCCCUCGUCACCUUCUACCCCCGCCCGGCGGCCUCCCUUCACCCGAGGCCGACUCAGGCUGCUCUCCUUCCGGUCCGUGGAGGAGGCGAGGCCAGCGCCCACAGUGAAGGAGAAGUACCCCGUGCUGAAGGAUGUCCUGGACUUCAUCAAGGACCAGUCCCUCUCCCACGAGAGUGUCGUAAAGGUUCUUGCCUUGAGGAGAGCCCAGGCGCAGAGUGUCCUCGAAGUCCUGAGGAUCGUUCAGUAUUGCUCAGAGUCCCUCGGACAGCCUCACUGCUUCCAUCCGCCAUACAUACUCUUCCUGUUGGAGCUCCUCACCUGCCAGAAAGAGUUUACCAAUUAUUUCGCGCACUUGGAGGGCUGUGGCGCAAGUCUGCACAAGGAGAUUCGAGACACUUACCACCAGUUCGUUCUGUUUCUGGUCAAAGCGGUUAAAGGAUUUAGCAGCAUCAGCGACAGGUCCUUGCUGCCUGCCUUGUCCUGUGUGCAGACAGCCCUGCUCCAUCUUCUGGAUAUGGGCUGGGAACCCGCCGAUCUCACCUUCUUUGUGGACAUUCAGUUACCACAUCUCCUCAUGAAGAUGUCGCAAGAAAAUAUAAGCGUGCACGACAGUGUGAUCAGCCAGUGGAGUGAAGAAGACGAGCUUGCUGAUGCCAAGCAGAACUCAGAAUGGAUGGAUGAGUGUCAGGAUGGCAUGUUUGAGGCCUGGUAUGAGAAAAUAGCCCAGGAAGAUCCAGAGAAGCAGAGGAAAAUGGCAUGUGCAGGAAAUGACCUCGUUCUAAAAUUUUUAACCGUUUUCUUAUUUGCUCCCCAUGUAGGUCUGAAAGCUCUAGCUCUUCUUGGUGUACUGCCAGAUGGUGAAUCUGGUCCAGACAGUCGGGUCCCUUUGGUCGCUGUGCCCGCCUGCACGCCAGAGGAGAGAGCCGUCCGGGGUGCUGAGGACCCGUCCCACGCGGGCCCUUCUGUGCACUGCAGGGGCAAGAGAGGUGGUCCUAAGGAAGUCGGACCUUUAGACAGCAAGCAGAGAAGUAAGGCAGACGAAGAAGGUGCAUCAGCUCUGAAGGGUCCUUCGUGCCAGACUCAAAUUUCAGACUCACCUGCAGAUGGUAGCACACCUCCAGGGCAUCCAGAUGCUGAAAACAUAGUCGUGUUGUCUCAGGAGCCCAUCGAGGAAAAACGGGUUACUCCCAGCCCUGAGCAGGUGUUUGCUGAGUGUUCCCAGAAGAGGAUUUUGGGAUUACUAGCAGCCAUGUUACCUCCCUUAAAGUUGGACCCCACAGUGCCCGUGAUGCACCUGGAGCACGUCCUCCCACUCAUGUUUCAGGUUGUCAUCUCCAACGCAGGCCACCUGAACGAGACCUACCACCUCACACUGGGUCUUCUCGGCCAGUUAAUCACCCGCCUUUUACCAGCAGAGGUGGAUGCUGCGGUGGUGAAGGUCCUCUCCGCCAAGCACACCUUGUUUGCAUCAGGGGACAGUUCCGUUGUGCCCGAUGGCUGGAAGACCACCCACCUGCUCUUCAGCCUGGGAGCUGUGUGUCUGGACAGCCGGGUGGGCUUGGACUGGGCGUGCUCCAUGGCGGAGAUCCUGCGGUCGCUCAGCGGUGCCCCACUGUGGCGAGAUGUCAUCGCCACCUUCACAGACCACUGUGUCAAGCAGCUGCCUUUCCAGCUGAAGCACACCAACAUCUUCACCCUGCUCGUGCUGGUCGGCUUCCCACAGGUCCUCUGCGUGGGGACCCGCUGUGUGUAUAUGGAUAACGCCAAUGAGCCACAUAAUGUAAUCAUCUUAAAGCACUUCACGGAGAAGAACAGGGCUGUGAUCGUCGAUGUCAAAACCCGGAAAAGGAAAACAGUGAAGGACUACCAGCUGGUCCAGAAAGGACAGGAGUGCAGCAGCUCUCAGGCCCAGCUGAGCCAGUACUCCCAGCACUUUGCCUUUAUCGCCAGUCACCUUCUGCAAGCCAGUGUGGAGAGCCACUGUCCCGAGGCGGUGGAAGCAACCUGGGUCCUGUCCCUGGCCCUCAAAGGACUAUAUAAGACGCUAAAGGCUCACGGUUUUGAAGAGACUCAUGCGACCUUCCUUCAGACUGAUUUGCUGAAGCUGCUGGUGAAAAAGUGCAGCAAAGGGACCGGUUUUAGUAAAACGUGGCUCCUCCGGGACCUGGAGAUCCUGUCCAUCAUGCUGUACUCCUCAAAGAAGGAGAUUCACACCUUGGCCGAGAACACAGCCCUGGAGCAAGACGAGCGAGGGGACCAAGAAGAGGAGGUGGAAGGCACUGUCAGCAGCCCUGCUGAGCCGGAGCAGAAGAAGCUGGAUCCCCUGGAAAGCCUGGAUGAGCCCACCAGAAUAUGUUUCUUGAUGGCGCACGAUGCGCUCAAUGCCCCUCUGCACAUCCUCCGGGCCAUAUACGAGUUGCAGAUGAAAAGGACCGAUUCUUUCUUCCUGGAGGUUCAGAAGAGGUUUGAUGGGGACGAGCUCACCACGGAUGAAAGGAUUCGGACCCUGGCUCAGAGGUGGCAGCCCAGUAGGAGUCUGAGACUAGAGGAGCAGAGUGCCAAAGCCGUGGACACAGACAUGAUUAUCUUACCGUGUUUGUCCCGGCCCGCACGCUGUGACCAGGCCACGGCUGAAUCGAACCCUGUGACCCAGAAGCUCAUCGCCAGCACGGAGAGUGAACUGCAGCAGAGCUACGCCAAGCAGCGACGUAGCAAGAGCGCCGCCCUCCUGCACAAGGAGCUGAACUGCAAGAGCAAGAGGGCUGUCCGAGAGUACCUGUUCCGCGUGAACGAGGCCACGGCCGUCCUGUACGCCCGCCACGUGCUGGCCUCCUUGCUCGCCGAGUGGCCUGGCCACGUGCCAGUGAGUGAGGACACCCUGGAGCUCAGUGGCCCGGCCCACAUGACCUACAUUUUGGACAUGUUCAUGCAGCUGGAAGAAAAGCACCAGUGGGAGAAGAUCCUGCGGAAGGUGCUCCAGGGCUGCCGAGGGAGCAUGCUGGGGACCAUGGCCCUGGCUGCCUGCCAGUUCAUGGAGGAGCCCGGGAUGGAGGUGCAAGUCAGGGAGUCGAAACACCCAUAUAACAAUAACACUAACUUUGAGGAUAAAGUCCACAUCCCGGGUGCAGUCUACCUCUCCAUCAAAUUCGACUCGCAGUGCAGUACAGAGGAGGGCUGUGAUGAGCUGGCCAUGUCCAGCAGUGGUGACUUCCAGCAGGACCGACACACUUUCAGUGGGUCCCAGCAGAAAUGGAAGGAUUUUGAGCUCCCAGGAGAUACUCUGUACUACCGCUUCACCUCUGACAUGAGCAACACGGAGUGGGGUUACAAGUUCACUGUGACGGCGGGACACCUGGGGCGAUUCCAGACAGGGUUCGAGAUUUUGAAGCAGAUGUUGUCAGAAGAAAGAGUUGUGCCACACCUCCCGCUGGCCAAAAUUUGGGAGUGGCUGGUGGGUGUGGCUUGUCGCCAGACCGGCCACCAGCGAUUAAAAGCCAUCCACCUGCUUCUGAGGAUCGUCCGUUGCUGCACCCACAGCGACCUCUGUGACCUUGCGCUGCUGAAGCCGCUGUGGCAGCUCUUCACCCACAUGGAGUACAGCCUGUUUGAGGACGUGACGCAGCCUGGCAUCCUCCUGCCCCUGCACCGCGCCCUCACCGAGCUCUUCUUCGUCACCGAGAACCGCGCCCAGGAGCUCGGCCUGCUGCAGGAUUACCUGCUGGCCUUAACCACUGACGACCACCUUCUCCGCUGCGUGGCGCAGGCUCUGCAGAACAUUGCUGCUAUCAGCCUGGCCAUCAACUACCCGAACAAGGCAACCCGCCUCUGGAAUGUCGAGUGUUAGCCCUUGCUAUGGCGUGCAUGGAACUGGCCCAUCUGUCCACAAGGACUUUAGAGCAGACAUCUAAACUCAUUCAGGAAAAUGCCUGUGGUGUCCGUGCCCGGCUUCCCUUGAGGUCCCACUUCCACCCCAAGUGGAAGGCCAAACAGCCAUGCCUCCAAGAGCUUGCCGCGUCCCAAGCUAGCACCUGCACGCACCACAGCACGUGAGAAAGAGCAGAGCACUACAGAGCUAUUCAGGAGGGCAGGUCGUUCAGAGGGUCUGUCCCUGCGGAAGCCACAGCCCGGGAAGAGCUGAAAGGAGCGUCUCUGGAAAGGGUUCUGUCUCCGUGGAGCGGAGCUGGCUGCGCUUAGAGUCGGCCCAGAGCUGCCCUCUCAGCAGGACCUGCAGCAGCAGCGGCCUGGCCUGGGAGCCCUUCCUUUGCUCUUGCUUCUUGAGACUGGGCAGUCCACACCAAAGCCGGUGAGAGCUCGUCCUGGCCACCUGCCAGCCCCCAGGCAUGCACAUGGCCGUCCCACAGAAGUCCUCGGGGAGAACAAGAGCCCUUGGUCACAGCCAGUGGGCCGUCCAUGUGCACCGCUCCUGCUCUGACUCCCAGCACGUCUGCGUUUAGUUGUUUUCACAUAUUUCAGUUUCCACCUGACGUUUUUAGAACAGAACCACAUGACUCCCCCGCGAGGCUUCAAGGGGUGCCCAAUGGAACGGUCAUUCGGGGGAGACGCUGUUCGCGUGAAAGCUUCUGUACUUGAAGACUUGAAGUGUUAGACGAGAUCUUAUUUUAGAAGUAAAAAAAAAAAAAAAAAAAACACCAAAAAACAAAGAAUAUAUGAUGAUUUUAUUUCUUCUCUGUGGUCACGGUUACCCGUCGCAUCCACCUCUGGGACUCUGCAUGCUUGCUCGGCUGUCAUUGGUCUGGCAAGAAUGCUGUUUUCCAUUUUUUAUGGUCGCAGUCUUGCCCUGAAGUGCUGAUGAUGAUUCUCUUUCCAAAGCCAUGCUUUGGAGUGUGAGGCUGGGUUGGCCCGUGGGACUCGUCGGCGUGAAGAGCGCCUCGGCAGCUGCCAUUUCAGGACGGCAUCUGGGCCUGAGCACGUCCCCCCACGCGGGGCCCAUGGAAGGCUCCUCGCAGCCAGGGCCAAGCUGAGCAGGUCAGCACCGGCACGUGACUGCUGGUUGCAGGGGUCUGGGUUGGAAGGGCCCGAGACUGCAGGUCCCAGGAGGGUCUUCCUGCAGAAGCACUCUUGCCUUCUGGGUCAGGAGGCCGAGGGGCGGCAGCCUCCUGCAGCCCUAGAGCUCGGUUCUCAGUCAAGCCCCCAAGCUGCACGAGGAGCCGUCCUGUAAGGGACCCUUCAAAGGGGACAGGGGGCAGGUCCUGGAACUUGGUGACCCAAGGCCCGUUGCCCUGACAUCAACAAGGCCUGAGGCCCUGGGCCCGGUCCGGUCCCCCAUGGUGUCGGGAUGCAAGCAGGCUGCUACUGUGGCUUGGUAGAAACCCGUUCUCAUCUUCCGCUCUGCCUGCACCCCCAGAGAAGGCCCCACGUGCGUACCACCCAGACCCAGGUAGGUCUCGCAGUGCAGAGGGAGGCCACAGAGCAGGUGUCGGGGCCCCGACUCUGACGGGGUGGGGGGGGCGGCCUGGAAGACAGCACAGCGCGCUCACGCCUUCACCUUGCUGCCGUCCACAGCCCUCAUGACCCGGACUGACUGACCCAGGCAGGACAGAUAGGCAGGGCAGGGUCACGCCUCUGGGGGCUGUCACCACCAACUUUGCUCUCCAUCCUCGGGAGGCCGAAUUGUAAAUAAACGCCAGCCUCGGCCCGCUGCUGUCUGUCCUCGCCCUGGCUGUUCUGGUCUCUCUGCCCACUUUGCACAGAGCGAGCCCAGGUUCUGCUUCGCACGCAGCUGCCGCUCUCCCCUGCUCGCCCCACCGGCCCGGUCGCCCUGCAUCCCACCCGGUCGCCACCAAGGACCCGCCACCUCCGAGACCAGCCUCCCCUUGAUCCUCCUCCGAGGCAGAGUUGCCAGGCAAGAGCUAAAACCGGCGAGAAUAAAGGUGUCGUGAAAACACGUGCCUGAUCCAUAAAGAGAUUCUGACCCAAACCCUAUAUAUUGUACAGAUGGACACUGCUCCUAAUGGGAGGGGUGACUUAUUUUCAUCAUCGUUUUUAAUUUGUUUUCUUACGGGUUUACGAUUUUGAAUUUUUCUUAUUUGUUUGAAAGAAAGAAUUUUGAUUAUAUCAAGCUGAGUGAGUUCAGCCUGUAAAAAGGAUGUUAAGUUGUGGGUAAAAUAUGCAAAUGAAGAGAAA
Leptonychotes weddellii (Weddell seal) is the source of this 9437-nucleotide messenger RNA. The record is from RefSeq and is a predicted model, not a curated record. NCBI's taxonomy places the organism in Eukaryota, Metazoa, Chordata, Mammalia, Carnivora, Phocidae.